UAUUAGUCAAAAUAAAAAGGUUCAAGUUCACGCUCGCAUUGAACUGUAUAGCGAGCAUACUUGGUUUAACACGACCGUUGGUAGGUGGAGACCACGCGUUAGGAGACACGAUGUAGGCCCCUAAUUAUAUGCACAUGUAUGUUAACAUCAAGGCUAACUUUAAUUUGGAGUCAUUCUGCAAUACUUAAAAUAAUUAGUAACGCAUCUUAAAUAUUAAACAAACUUGAAAUGGAUGAAGAAACUAUGUGGAAGAAUAUGUUUGAAAAGUUGAACGAAUUAAAAGUUAAUCCGCCAACAGAGCACGAAAGCAGGUUACAGGAUGCUGAUGGCAGCUUUUUUGAAAAAUUUGGAUCUCUUUUGAAGCAGAAGUCUUAUUUGGAGGAAACAACUUUCAAAACAGAGCUUGAGCCAUUCGGUAAUGAGAAUGAGAAUGACAGUGGACCAGAUUCAUACCGAUGUUUCGAAGCAGCUAGUGAACCAAUAAAUAUAACACCCCUUGCUCUGGAAGGUGAUAUUCGUGAGGUAGAGAGCUUUAAAGAACAAUUUGUAGAGGCGGCAGUGGGAAUGAACGUCGAAGAUCUGUACGAAGAAAUUUUAUUUGAGAUAUGUAACCAGUUUGGAUGCGAGGCUAAUAGUGUAUGUGCAGAAGACCUUUUGGAAUUUAUUCAAGAAGUUUUUAAGAUUUCUGAUGAAAAACACGAUGAUAUUUUAAAAUUGGCAAAGCUAAAGGAGCCUCCCAAUUUGCGCCUUAACGUGGAAGUCAUAAAAGCCGAAAAUUUACUGCCAAAAGAUGCGAAUGGUUUCUCUGAUCCCUUUGUCACCCUUUAUUUGGAAUCUAAUGCAACACACCGGUAUAAUUCAUCCGUAAAGCAUUCUACUCUGAACCCCAUUUGGGAAGAACAUUUUUCCUUGCCUAUCGCGGAUAAUCCAAAAGAGGAGGUGCUUAUAGUAGAGAUAUGGGAUUUCGAUGCUGCUGAAACAGUUAAGGAAAAAGUAAAUAAACUAUUUGAUGUCAAAGGUGUUAAGGGACUCAGUAAGCUUAUGAAAGAGAUCGCACAAGCUGCCUCUACGGGAAAGCACGACAAUGAAUUAAUUGGACGUGUAGCAAUAACUUUAAAAUCAGUCCCAACUUCAGGCAUAACUGCUUGGCACAAUUUAGAGAAGAGCUCUAAAAUAAAAAGUCGGGGUUCGGUGCUAGUUAGUCUGACCUUAAGUGCUGAGAAAAACAAACGCGUUGCUAUCCAAGAGCACAGACACCUGCUGAAUCUAUUACUGAUGCACGAAUUGGAUACUUCUCAAGUAUCUGAAUACUGGUGGAAUGGAAAUUUCAGUACCAAUGCAGAGCUAAUUCGAUCUCAGCAUGCUGUUCAAAGUGGCCUUACGAACUUCGAUUGUGCCCUUAGCCAAUGGAUUGUGUAUUCGAAAAUCCAUGAAAAUCAAAAACUCAGCUUCAAUGUUUUUAAUAGCCUACUCGAUGUUAUUAUUCCAAUCCUAAAAGUUCUUCAAACUGAUUCUGAAGAUACAAAAUCAUUUUGGAAUGGAGUUAAAAGGAUUUUGCCAUCAUGCUUUUCAAUCGUCCGAAAAAUUCGUGCAAAGAAUGUUAGCGAUAAACACAUAGUAAGCACAUUAUGUGAAGUCUUAGAUAUUAUUUCCAAAAUCAAAACUUUAGGGCACCCUGUGGGUGAAAUUUUUCCCCAAAAUAUAUAUGGUUUUAUUUCACCAAUGUGCCUAAAUACUAAUAAUAUUGAUGAAGUGCUGAUAGAAGUUAUAAACACCGGUGUCAAGGAAUGGUUAGAAUACAUUCUAGAAGGGAGUAAAUCAAAUUGUAAUGAUGAACCAACAGACGAAGCAAAGCUUGAGUUUUUAAUAAAACUGGUACAGAUGGUGCGGUCUGAUUUACAAAGAGCGAUGGAGUAUUUUGAUAAGCACUUUUAUCACAAAAUUAGAUUUAACUAUUCUGCUAUUGUAUUCAAGUAUUACGAUUCAAAUAUCUUUGAAAUUUGUAAAAACAACGUUGAAGACGUGUGCUCUCAUAUCAAAACACUUCAUAUACCUGAAGAUACGUUGGAGUAUUCAAAUCUGUUGGACACGAAAUCCUUAAACAUGGGAACAACCCUCUUUGAACUUUAUUUAGUGUUGAAGCGGUUUGUUACUUUAGGUAAAAAACAAAUAUUAUUUUCAUACUAACAGUUUAUACGCGUAAUUUCUUCGAUUUAAUAAGAAUUAUAUCGCUGGCUUAGCGUGCAAACAUGUUAAGUCCACUUUUUAUGAAAAUUUAGAUUUUAAUGCAGUAAGAUAGAGGAACUCAAGAUACAUCAUUACAAAAAAAAGUUACUGUAAUGUCGUUCUUACUUGUUGUCAUGCAGUGGUAUGCAAAUGUGCUAAGUCAAACAAAAAAAAAAUCAAGAAAAAAAUAUAAACACGUACUGUAACUACGCCCACUUCGCAUAUAAAGGUAUUUUCCAAAAAUGCAAGAACUACGAUAUUUCAAUAAAUAUUGGAUGGAAAUUG
Molecule: messenger RNA, 2511 nt
Organism: Rhagoletis zephyria (snowberry fruit fly)
Lineage: Eukaryota; Metazoa; Arthropoda; Insecta; Diptera; Tephritidae
Product: protein unc-13 homolog D-like
Cellular component (GO): secretory vesicle
Source: RefSeq, a predicted model, not a curated record